AUGUCAAAACGCGAAGAUAUAAUUGACAAGGUCCACGUGACUAAACGAAAGGAAAAGGUUCCGCUCCUCCGUGGUAAGAUAAACAUGGUCUUUUUCCUAGUGUUCCCCUUCGUAUCAUACUUGUUCAUCAAGUAUGAUAUAGUUUUGGAUAAACUAUCCUUUUUCAUAUUCUUGGCAUGUGCAGCCUUCAAUUACCUCUCAAGCAUCGUACUCCACAGCAGAAUGUGGGACCAAGAACUAUACUCAAUAUUAAGGAAAAUCGACUAUGCAGGAAUAUUUCUGAUGAUUGGUGGAAGCGGAUUGCCAGUGUAUGCUGUGUUUAUGAACGACGACUUCACAGUAGUUCUAGCAGUCUGCCACUAUAUACUCCUUUUCGCAGGAGUCUUUUCAUCAUUGAUUUUCAACUUCUGCUAUACCUCAAAGCCCGUUAGAUCUAUCGUAUACGUAUUGGCAGCAGUACCAUAUUACUUUGUAUCAUAUAAGAUUCUGUUCACACUGAAGAGCACCCAAGUUUUCCUCUUGUUUGUGUUGGGGGGAGUCUUCUACAUGAUGGGAGCAGUUGUUUACGGUUCGAAGUUUCCGAACCUAGUCCCGGGUGUAUUCGAAUUUCACGAGUUGUUUCACGUGUUUUGUAUAUUAGGGUUUAUAACCAUAUCCAUUUCGAACUUCUUGCUGUUCAAAAGGGGUGGUGCUCAACUGUUCAACAAGUUUCUGCAGUCUAAAAUACAUCCCAUAUGGCCUUGA
This is a messenger RNA of Theileria parva strain Muguga, 744 nucleotides long. RefSeq names its product hemolysin-III related family protein. The transcript is spliced from 3 exons. The record is from RefSeq and is a predicted model, not a curated record. The coding region runs from base 1 to 744 and encodes 247 amino acids. Gene Ontology annotation, cellular component: membrane. NCBI's taxonomy places the organism in Eukaryota, Apicomplexa, Aconoidasida, Piroplasmida, Theileriidae. Gene Ontology annotation, molecular function: signaling receptor activity.